Molecule: messenger RNA, 726 nt
Organism: Notothenia coriiceps (black rockcod)
Lineage: Eukaryota; Metazoa; Chordata; Actinopteri; Perciformes; Nototheniidae
Product: olfactory receptor 51G2-like
Exons: 1
Coding region: 1-726 (241 amino acids)
Biological process (GO): G protein-coupled receptor signaling pathway; detection of chemical stimulus involved in sensory perception of smell
Cellular component (GO): membrane
Molecular function (GO): olfactory receptor activity; odorant binding
Source: RefSeq, a predicted model, not a curated record
AUGGAACGCCUGGGUAUCGUCCGCCGUUCUGACAGUCCUUGGGCCUCUCCUCUGCACGUCGUUCCCAAGCCGAACGGCGGUUGGCGCCCGUGUGGGGAUUGCCGCCGCCUCAACGACGCCACGACACCUGACCCGACCCGGUGCCGCACAUUCAAGGCUUUUCAGCACAUCUGGCCGGUACGUUGGUGUUUUCGAAAAUGGACCUGGUUUCUGCUUUGGUUGUACUCUUUUGUGAAGUUCUUGAUAACCCUAUCUUUAAACCUCCGUUUGACACUUUGUGGAAACAUCAUUAACAGUUUGUAUUGUAACAACCACCUUGUUGUGAAGUUGGCAUGUUCUGACACUCAGGUGAACAACAUUUAUGGACUUUUUUCAGUUUCUCUCUCAAUCUUAGUCACGGUGCUUCCAAUCCUCUUCUCGUACAUGAGGAUCCUCAGAGUGUGUUUCUCUGGCUCCAAACAGACCAGACAGAAAGCUCUCAGUACCUGCACACCUCACCUUGUUUCCCUCCUCAACUUCUCUUUUGGCUGCAGCUUUGAAAUACUUCAGAGUAGAUUUGAUAUGAGCGGUGUUCCCAGUGUGCUGCGUAUUAUUCUGUCACUGUAUUUUCUCAUCAUACAGCCACUAAUGAACCCUGUCAUGUACGGACUGCAAAUGUCCAAACUAAGAAACAUAUGUAAACAUGUGCUCUGUUAUAAACUGUUGGCCGGUGGCAGAAAAAGAUGA